This is a messenger RNA of Guillardia theta CCMP2712, 1539 nucleotides long. RefSeq lists its product as hypothetical. The transcript has 16 exons. NCBI's taxonomy places the organism in Eukaryota, Cryptophyceae, Pyrenomonadales, Geminigeraceae. The coding region runs from base 1 to 1539 and encodes 512 amino acids. The record is from RefSeq and is a predicted model, not a curated record.
AUGGAUCACGAGGACUUGGACGACGUUGCCUCCUCGGAGAACUCUUCUCCUUCCAGCUCAGCAAGCAACCGAUCCCUCAACACGUCAAGGGAUGUUGACAACCUGCCGAGUGAUCCUGCGAAGCUGAGGACGCUCCUCCGCGCCAUGCGUGCCGGAGCGAACGCGUACAAAGAAGAGAGCGUGAGGCUGAAGGAGCUUCUCAAGAAGAGGGAUCACGAGAUCUCGGAGCUGAGGCAGAUCCUGAGCCUGAAGAACGGCCGGACGCCGCACCCGAUCACCAGGCACUUACUCCCUCUCCUUCAUUGCCAGGCUGUGAGACUAGAGGAGAAAGUCAGAGGGCUGGAGGAGGAGCUGAGAAGCUGUCAGGCAGGCAAGCAUUCGCCGGUCGUGGCUGAGCUGCUUGUUGUGACGCCUUUCCUUGCAGCGUUCGCCAAGUCGAAGAUGGACGUGGACAAGCUCAGGGCUCGAGUGCACACCCACGAGUAUGUGAACAAGGACAAGAGGGAGGGCCUGCAGUCCCUGAUGCAGGAGAUCCAACAUUCGAAGCUCCUGCUUGUUGAGCUCACGAGCUCCCUGAGCUCGGAGCUGAAGCCCUCGAUGGAGACGAGGCUGGCGUGGCUAGAGCUUGACACCGUCCGGAAGGAGAAGCAGGAGGCAGAAGAGCAGUUCUUCCAGCAGUUCGCGUCGAUGCUAGAGCAGAACUCAGCACUGGAGCGAGAGCUGCACCAGUGCAGGGACAUGCUGAGGAAGGAGCAGAUGGCGGAUAAGGCAUCGAUGGAGUCGUUCGUGAGGGGCUCGUCCGAGAUCCUCGUCGGCACAGAGUUGAGGCUCAACAGCAUCUGCGACUGCCUGGAGAUGCUCGGGGAGAAGUUCGCGUCCCUCGGAUACGACCGCACGCUCAUGAUCAGCGCCCUGGGCAAGCUCACUGGCCUCCAGCAAAGUGAGUCGGUGAAGGAGCUCUGCGAGAAGGCAACGAGCAUGACGGAGGAGAGGUCCUUCCCGCUGCACCUCCACCCCGUCCCUAGCACCCCUCGCUCCUCUUCCGCCGUCAUUGUCGCGCCAAGUUACUCAGACACAAAGAGGUUUCCGCUCGCCUCUCCUCGCUCGCAGGCAGCUGAGCUCUUCGACGGGCACGCCAGGUCUCCUCGCGCUGCUCCUCAGUCCCCGCGGCGAGCGGAUCAUGCCAACCGGCUCCAGCUGGAGAUCGGCAGGCUGCAGGAGCGACUGCGACAGAGUGAAGUUGCGCGGGAGGAGGAGGAGCAGAAGUGCAAGGCUCAGGUCGCGACUCUCAAGAAUCAGCUGCAGAUCAAGAACGAGAUACACGCGCUCGUCAAGAUGAGCAACAAGAACAUGCAGGUGGAGCAGUGGAAGCGAAAAUUCACUGAGCUGGAGGAGGAGAGGAGGAUCGUAGCCGAGCAUCAGGACGAAAACAAGAAGAUCCUUGCGGAGGUGGAGGAGGCGCUGCGCCCAGCUCGAGAUGUCCAUGUACCUCUCAGGAGGACUUCAGUCCCCCGGUCCAAGCCUGCAGGCCCCUGCUAG